AUGGCUCAGGCCUCGCCUUCGUGGCAAAGGCUGUUGGGGCUGCUGUCAGUGCUUCUGGCACUGAUCCUCGGCGUCUCGGCCGGGGAGCACGGUGCUGCUGUCACCGGCUGCCCCGCCGAUCUCGCCUCGGCCCCGGAACACACCUUUUCUGCCGGCUUCGACAACAGCACCGACGUUGCUGAGACUCAAGCAGAGCGCUCGCACGUCGAGAAGCUCGCGGCGACCAGCUUGCACGGCAUGGGCGCCCAAUCCAGCUUCGAGGCUUUCCGAGUCGAGAUUCCUGCCUCGUGUAACACUCCCAGCAUGAAGAGCUCCCUCAUCGAGCUCCCCAUCAGCUUCGCCAGUCUGCACAUGCACCUGCAGAACAUCCGAACCAAAUAA
Messenger RNA from Colletotrichum abscissum, 381 nucleotides. RefSeq lists its product as uncharacterized. The coding region runs from base 1 to 381 and encodes 126 amino acids. The transcript has 2 exons. The record is from RefSeq and is a predicted model, not a curated record. Lineage: Eukaryota; Fungi; Ascomycota; Sordariomycetes; Glomerellales; Glomerellaceae.